Messenger RNA from Pyrus x bretschneideri (Chinese white pear), 3017 nucleotides. RefSeq names its product protein LAZ1 homolog 1. Gene Ontology annotation, molecular function: transporter activity. The record is from RefSeq and is a predicted model, not a curated record. Gene Ontology annotation, biological process: transport. NCBI's taxonomy places the organism in Eukaryota, Viridiplantae, Streptophyta, Magnoliopsida, Rosales, Rosaceae.
AUCCCCGGUCCAGAACGAUCCCUACUUACAUCCAUACUACAAUUGUCAAAAAGAGGGUUUAAUUUGUGCGCGUAUAAUUCACGCAUCACAUCACUACCCGCAACCUGACGCAGCGGUGCACAGGGCUUUUAAAAACAAAACUCCUAGGCUUCUUCACGUGCACAGUUCCAAUUCAUGGAUUCAAGAGAUCUGCAAACAUCAAAGACUGGAGGCCGAGGAGGGAUGCGUCGAUGCUGCUGACAUGAAAACGUCAAAGAUUCAAGUUGAAGGAUCAAUGGUAAUUGAUUUUUAGUUGAGAGAUUACCGCUACAAUUUACUCAAAAAACUAAAUACAUCUAUAGAAAAGAGAUAACUGGAAAAAAACAUAGAGCCCUUUGUCAAAAAAUUUCCUAAAUUUAUAAUCCACUGUCAAUUUACUCCUAAAUUUUAAAUUCAGCUAAUAAUUCUCCUCAAUUUUCAUUUAUCUGUAAAUUCCCCCGGCUAUUUAAUUUUUCUACAUUUCUUGCCACGCGCGGAACUGACGUGGAAACCGGAGUGAGAUCUUGCCACGUGCAAUUGCUUGCGUGGAAAUAAAGUUACCCUGUCCCAACUGAACGUUAUCCAUCUUUAAGAAACCUGAUGCUCGUCGGGUAUUUUUUGUAUACAUCCAUCCAUCGUAUAUCGUGUUAGCAUGUUUAAACCACAGACAAUCAGCUCUUCCAUACGAAAGCCGCACCAUCAUAAGCCACUACCGGACGUAAUGCUGUCACCGUCAGAUGUAAAGCUGUCACAAAACUUAGGUCACUGCCGUGUGAAUGUUACUCGUGUUUCUUUAUUUAAUAUUAAAUUUAAAAAAUAAAAAUACAACUCUACGAUGGUCUUCCCCAACGGCCGAAGCAAAAGCGAAAACGUCUUUUUUCCGGGGACGAUUUAUAAUUUUCCUUUCGAUUUUCGCGGAAGAUAAUUUCACCGUCAAAUUUUCCCGGGAAAAUCCCAAGCACAGAGUGAUGUUGAUGCAAGACAUUUAAGUGCACCUUUCGCUUUAAUCAUGAUUCUCGUUUUCCCUGGAUGCUUCUUCCUUACAUCCUCAAAGGCUAACCAAAAUUAUAAAGCACGUCCAAUUGGCUCAAGUUUAACCAUAUAUUUUGAGACUCUAACUCAAUGGGAUGGAGGGGCAUUUUAUGUUCUUCCUUUUUCUUUAUAUCCCUAGUCGAGUCCUCGAGCAGAUUAGGAGAAAUGUGGUCACUCAACCUUGGUGCUGAAUCAUCAGCAGCUUUCAGCUGGCCAAUCCUCAGUGCUAGCAUUUUCGUACUUGUUGCUCUUCUUCUCUCCAUGUACCUUAUCUUCGAGCAUUUAGCUGCUUAUAAUCAGCCAGAGGAGCAGAAGUUUCUGAUUGGUCUCAUUUUGAUGGUUCCUGUCUAUGCACUGGAAUCGUUUUUGUCACUGUUGGACUCCAAUGCGGCCUUCAAUUGCGAAGCAAUUCGGGACUGCUACGAGGCUUUUGCACUAUAUUGUUUUGAGAGAUACCUGAUAGCGUGCUUAGGUGGUGAGGAGAGGACAAUUGAAUUUAUGGAGAGUCAAAGCAUCGUCGACUCGAGCACACCUCUUUUGAAAGAAUCUUAUGCUUAUGGAGUUGUAGAGCAUCCUUUCCCACUGAAUUGCCUCAUAGGAGACUGGCCUCUUGGCUCCGCAUUCUACUAUGCUGUUAAAAUUGGCAUCGUUCAGUAUAUGAUACUGAAAUUGAUCUGCGCUUUGCUAGCAAUGAUUCUUGAGUCUUUUGGUGUUUAUGGAGAGGGGAAAUUUGAUGGGAGAUAUGGCUAUCCUUACUUGGCAGUUGUUCUAAAUUUUAGUCAGACAUGGGCCCUAUACUGCCUUGUGCAGUUUUACUCUGUCAUUAAAGACAAAUUACAACCCAUCAAACCCUUGGCAAAGUUUCUGACUUUUAAGUCCAUUGUGUUCUUGACAUGGUGGCAAGGAAUCGCUGUUGCAUUUCUUUUCUCUAUGGGUGCCUUCAAAGGGUCAUUGGCUCAGGAGCUGAAAACUAGGAUACAAGACUACAUCAUAUGCAUAGAGAUGGGUGUUGCUGCUGUAGUCCACCUUUAUGUAUUUCCAGCUGUACCUUACAAACGUGGAGAAAGAUGUGUUCGGAAUGUUGCUGUAAUGACUGACUAUGCAUCUCUGGGAGCACCUCCCGAUCCAGAAGAGGUACGUGAUUGUGAAAGAACAACCAGAGUGCAUUUGGCAGUGGCACGGCACGAUGAGAGAGAAAAGCGCCUGAAUUUCCCCCAGAGUGUUCGUGAUGUGAUUUUCGGAAGUGGAGAAAUUAUGGUUGAUGACAUGAAGUAUACAGUUUCUCAUGUGGUUGAACCAGUUGAAAGAGGGAUUGCAAAGAUAAACAAAACCUUGCAUCAGAUAUCCGAGAAUGUGAAACGCCACGAGGAGCAGAGGAAGAGCAUCAAGGAUGAUAGUUAUCUGAUCCCCUUGAAUUCAUGGAAUAGAGAGUUUUCCGAAGCUCACGACAAUCUUGUUGGAGGUAGUGCCAGUGACAGUGGCAUAACCAGUGGUAGGAGGCAGCAGUCCCAGUCUAAAGCUUCAACAUCUCGGACUAGAGCGUGGAGAUGAUGCUAACAGCUGUACGUAAGACAAACACUAGAGUAAAAUUGUAAAUGCUGUCAUGAUUUCGGCGUGAUUUUUAAAAGACGUCGAUAUACUUGGGCUGGCCAGAAGAGCUGGUGGUUUAUGGAGCUAACCCGUCGAAGAGGACGACAACAUUCAUGAAUUUGGGCAUCAAGAAGGAUCGUGUUGAUGAAUCCGUUGAUCAGCCGUGGAAAGUAGAGAAUGGUGGAGCGCUCGAUCGACAUACUGACAGAGCAAAUGGCACAUUCACUGUAUUGAACAUAUCUCUAAGUCUCGAAACAAUUUGAAUACAACUACGAAAAUAUAAUUUUAAUUUUGGCAGAAGCCAUAGUGGUAUGGGACCUUUUCAGACAAACUGUGUUUUGAAAAUGAAAUUUGAUUAGGCCAGUUGCACCAUCUUA